AGCCCCUGCCCCCCGGGGGACGCUGACGGCCGCUGAGCGCGCCGCCCUAGCAUACGGACAGGGGGCGCUGCGCGCGGCCUGGGGCAACCCGGGCCACAGGGGCAGGAAAGUGAGGGCCCAGGUCGGCCCGGGCGUGCAGGGGCCCCGGGUUCGCAGCGGCGGCCGCGGCAGGGAUAGCGGCACCAGCAGCAGCAGCAGGAGUGCCGGGUUUCGCCGGGAAGCCGAUGGCGGCGGCGGCGGCGGCUCCGAUCCCUCGUUGACUGUCCGUCCGCCCUCCUGCAUUGAGCGCCAUGUUACCGAGCCAAGCUGGGGCCGCAGCGGCUCUGGGCCGGGGCUCGGCCCUGGGGGGCAGCCUGAACCGGACCGCGACGGGGCGGCCGGGCGGUGGAGGCGGCGGCGGCGGGACUCGCGGGGCUAACGGGGGCCGGGUCCCCGGGAACGGCGCGGGGCUCGGCUCGGGCCGCCUGGAGCGGGAGGCUGCAGCGGCGGCGGCGACGACCCCGGCGCCCACCGCGGGGGCCCUCUACAGCGGCAGCGAGGGCGACUCGGAGUCGGGCGAGGAGGAGGAGCUGGGCGCGGAGCGGCGCGGCCUGAAGCGGAGCCUGAGCGAGAUGGAGAUGGUGGUCGGUGGGCCCGAAGCGUCGGCGGCCGCCGCCGGGGGCUACGGACCCGUGAGCGGCGCGGUGAGCGGGGCCAAGCCCGGCAAGAAGACCCGGGGCCGCGUGAAGAUCAAGAUGGAGUUCAUCGACAACAAGCUGCGGCGCUACACGACCUUCAGCAAGAGGAAGACGGGCAUCAUGAAGAAGGCUUAUGAGCUGUCCACGCUGACAGGGACACAGGUGCUGUUGCUGGUGGCCAGUGAGACAGGCCACGUGUAUACCUUUGCCACCCGCAAACUGCAGCCCAUGAUCACCAGUGAGACCGGCAAGGCGCUGAUUCAGACCUGCCUCAACUCGCCAGACUCGCCACCCCGCUCAGAUCCCACCACGGACCAGAGAAUGAGUGCCACUGGCUUUGAAGAGACAGAUCUCACCUACCAGGUGUCGGAGUCUGACAGCAGUGGGGAGACCAAGGACACACUGAAGCCGGUGUUCACGGUCACCAACCUGCCGGGCACCACCUCCACCAUCCAAACAGCACCCAGCACCUCUACCACCAUGCAAGUCAGCAGCGGCCCCUCCUUUCCCAUCACCAACUACCUGGCACCAGUGUCUGCUAGCGUCAGCCCCAGUGCUGUCAGCAGUGCCAACGGGACUGUGCUGAAGAGCACGGGCAGCGGCCCUGUCUCCUCUGGGGGCCUUAUGCAGCUGCCCACUAGCUUCACCCUCAUGCCUGGUGGGGCAGUGGCCCAGCAGGUCCCAGUGCAGGCCAUUCAGGUGCACCAGGCCCCACAGCAAGCGUCUCCCUCUCGCGACAGCAGCACAGACCUCACGCAGACCUCCUCCAGCGGGACAGUGACGUUGCCCGCCACCAUCAUGACACCGUCUGUCCCCACAACCGUGGGCGGCCACAUGAUGUAUCCUAGCCCCCACGCAGUGAUGUACGCCCCCACCUCGGGCCUGGCUGACGGCAGCCUCACCGUGCUCAAUGCCUUCUCCCAGGCGCCAUCCACCAUGCAGGUGUCCCACAGCCAGGUCCAAGAGCAAGGUGGUGUGCCCCAGGUGUUCCUGACAGCGCCCUCUGGGACAGUGCAGAUCCCUGUCUCUGCAGUUCAGCUUCACCAGAUGGCUGUGAUAGGGCAGCAGGCCGGGAGCAGCAGCAACCUCACCGAGCUACAGGUGGUCAACCUGGACGCCACCCACAGCACCAAGAGUGAAUGAUCCGCCCUGCCGCCCUGGACAGCUGGCCGAGGGACGGCGCCACUUAUUUAUUGUUGCCUUUCACGUUUUCUUUACACACACGUUGACGGGCCGCGGGAGGGAGGCAAGGAGGAGGCGCGGGCAGCCACAGGACUACGCCCUCUCGCUCCAGCCAAAGAAAUGGGCCUGCCUGCCCUCCCCCCCCCGCCCCCCC
Molecule: messenger RNA, 2013 nt
Organism: Lepus europaeus (European hare)
Lineage: Eukaryota; Metazoa; Chordata; Mammalia; Lagomorpha; Leporidae
Gene: SRF
Product: serum response factor
Exons: 7
Coding region: 291-1820 (509 amino acids)
Biological process (GO): positive regulation of transcription by RNA polymerase II
Molecular function (GO): protein dimerization activity; DNA-binding transcription factor activity, RNA polymerase II-specific; serum response element binding
Source: RefSeq, a predicted model, not a curated record